Mizuhopecten yessoensis (Yesso scallop) is the source of this 4706-nucleotide messenger RNA. RefSeq names its product dentin sialophosphoprotein-like. Bases 266 to 1618 code for a protein of 450 amino acids. The transcript is spliced from 8 exons. The record is from RefSeq and is a predicted model, not a curated record. Lineage: Eukaryota; Metazoa; Mollusca; Bivalvia; Pectinida; Pectinidae.
AACAUACUGCGCAGUUACAUGUCAUGUGAUCACGGAACUAACUUACGACCGGGUACGUUUGUGUAGCAAAUGGCGCAUAAACUGUCAUUGUUCACGUAGCUAAGUGGAUCUCUGGGCCCAGUUGUUAUAACGUAUACACGUACGGUUGUGAUAUAAGAACAUUCGCACGUAACAACGCCGUGGACAUCUAUAGACGGAACCUUCCACGUCUAGCUGGUCGGUGACUCCCAUUUUGUCCCAUUAUCCAGACACGUCUUUGAACAACAUGAAAAGAGCUGCGAUGACCCAAGUGAAAGAGGUGACGAUUCUUCUUGAAGACUAUGGACACCGGCAUUCAUUGGCCAAGAAGAAUAAGAGCCUUCCAGAAAACACUAUCAAAAUGAUUGAGAAGAUUUCUCUGGGUUUAGCUGUGAACACCGAAGAAGAAAAAAAACUUGACAGGAGACAGUUAAACAUAUCGUUCAGUGUCACGAAUUCUUUUGACACGAAAAGACAGCAGUCACUUGACGAUAUUCGACAGAUUCUUGAAAACGCAACACAGUCCAAAGACAGGUUCAUGGAAAUCAAGUUUGUGAUAAUGUGUAUCAUCGUUUCCAUUGACAUCAAACCCCCUAGUACGGCGUUCGAGCCUACUGCCCUGUGUUUGGCGGAGCGAGUAAGAGCAUUCCUGUUGCGCGACAAGAUCACUCUUUCCGACGAGACGGAAACACGUCUGCAUGUAAACAGGGACUCCAUUUCCAUCACCCUCAAAGACCAUCCAGACGAUGGUUUACCCAUUGUUGGUAUCGGACAGGCUGCCUUCGCAUUCCAGGUUGGGGAUAUUGUGAUUCUCCAAGGCACGGUGAUAUCUGUUCCGACAGUGACGUCAAUCCAAUGGUUCAAAAUUGAAGACGAUGGUACGGAAAGGAUGCUUCCUAUCGAUAACAAGAAGUACCUCGGCGGCAGUCGGGAAUCUCCGUCUCUCGUAAUCGCAAACUCGAAAAAGGCAGAUGAAGGAGUGUACAUGCUUGAGGCUACAAAUGUGAACGGGACAGCUAGGAGCACCAACUCCCAAUUGAUUAUGUUAAGUACUGGUGAGGAAGUUGAGGCCUCGGAUAGCGAGGAUGAUGGCGACACUGACAGCGCAGACUCUGGCAAUACGACCAAUGAAAAUGCAAAUCCUGUCAAUACAAACAAUAAUGAUACAAACGAUACCGACACAAGCAGCGUCGACUCAGACACAGACGUUGCAAACACGACCACCAUCACAAGCAGCACAACCCAGAAUGGAAACGCCUCACAUAAUGAAACACACUUAUCGUCUGUUUCAAGAGUCAACCCGACACAGAACGGAGUAACGUCAUCCUCAAGAGAAGACGACAGGAACACAAUAACAGCUAUUGUAAACCAGGCCGCGCACACAAUCGGUGAACAGUCGGGGAAUCUGGGGACGUCAUUGGUCUCUUCCGACGUAGACUCGUCCUUCAGUCGCGUGCGGGCAGAGUAUGGGUCUGAAGCAGCCGAGGCGGUCGAUACGAGUGAUGAGGAUCAAGAAGAGAUACCGGGGUUGGCUAAGACAAAGGAGGUCGAAGGUCAACCAGGGUCAACAACGAGAGACUCUGAUGAUUGUUCUCGAUAAACUGAUGUAAGACGAAAAUUCUAAUGCAGGAUCCAAUCACAGUGACGUCACAUAAAAUACUCAUGUUAUAUUGACGUGGUGUGGGGUAUCUAACCAUGGUUCUGCUAGUGUGUUUAUCACAAAUACUGGCAAAGGAAUGUGCUAAGAAAGUCCGAGACAGGAUCCUGUAUGAUUACAUCAGAUGUAUGACGUCAGACAAAUUGGAAUAGUAUAACUUUGCUUUGCACUUUUUCUUAGGUUUUUCAGAGCUUACUUCCGUAUCCAAUAUCAACCUAACAAAUUGCAUUUCUGUGAUUGUUUUGGGUGUUUUUAUAGCUAUACAGCUGGGAGUCGUCAUGAUUGAGAACUGCGAUUGUUUUUUUUUUAUAACAUAUAUCUCCGUAAAACUCGUAAAAGGUGAACUUGUAUAAUACCAAUGUGUCUUUUUGAAAUAUUCCAUUGCAUCUUAACAUGUAAUCUCAACUUAUUUUUUCGCAGUCCAUUAUUUGCUUAGAUAUAGUAUAAAGGUCGAUCUCGCGGAUUUUUUUUUUUUUGGUAAAGUUUUUGUUUAGUAGCACAGACGGAGUAAAUUUUUAUUAAUUCGAAGAUUGUAUUUUUUUUGCGGAAAAAUCGAUACCACGAAAUCGUGAAAAUUAAAAUCCUGCGAAAACAACCUUUAUAGUAUUUGUUUCUUAUUUAAUAUAUUUUAUAUAGCAAUUAUUCUGUAAUUUUUUGUAUUGCAUAAUAUAAUAUCCGUCAUUCAAUACAUUUCAAUUCAGUAAAAUAAUCACUACAGGUUUUUAAAUCUUUUCAAAAACCCGUCCUUAUAUGACCCAGCUUGUUGAGAGGAACAAACACAACUUAAAAAAAUGAUCUGAAGCCGAUUGAGGAGGUCAAACAAAUUAAACAUUUACCUGCUAUAAGGCCAAUUCUUCUGUUUUGGGCCUAUCAUAAGUACAAAUGAUCAAAAAGAUUCAAAUCUUAAUUGUUCUGGAAUGUUCCUAUGUACCUCUAUUCCGUCUUUGCGUAUUGCAGAGUUAUUUUCUCUUGUAAGCAGGUUGUGAUUGUUUCGUAAUUUAUUUGUGAGAGUAACAUCAUCAAAUUUUGAGAAAACGACAUAAUUUUCUCAUAGAAACCAAUGAAGUAACAAUCAAUACCUGCUCACAAGAGAAGAUAACUCUGCAAUACGCAAAGACGGAGAUAACAAAUGAACAAUGUUUUAUCUACAGCAGAUUAUUUAUUGUUUUCAAUCUCGUAUAGAAUAUAAACUGCUACAGUAUAAAACAUCCAGUUACAGGGUAUGGUUACUAUAGAGGAAGGAGGUUACUGUUCGGCACCUUGUGACUUAAAAAUAUGUUUAUCAUGUCAAUGAAAAAGCGAAAGAAAGUCUACAUGCUACACGUUUAUACAUUUAUUCAAGAGGAUGUAGGCGAUCAAUAAAUAAAGAGGAAUUUGGUUAUAGAAAUAGAUUCUUAUACGAGAAUUAAACUACGCAUUUAAACAGGUAAACGACUUCUACUUCAUUGACGGUAAUUGCAAAAUAAUUCCAGUCAAAAUGAAGAAAAAAAUAUAUCAGGUCCUCAAAGUAAGAUUUUAAGUUAUUACAACCAAGCCGCAAGGUACAUCAAUGACCAUAUUAAAAAAAACGUUGUUAUUGAUUUACAAGUGUAAAUAUAUUUUAUUAUUGUAGUAUAUAUCUGUUUAUAGUAUGUAGGUGGAAAUAUAAUAGACAUGUUUUAUACGACAUGUUGUAAAGUCAACUACUGCAAGGAUACACUUUCGGUUUACCCACUGGACGGCUUCUUCCGGACGAAAAAUAUUAAGGGCAAUGUUUUGCAAGGGGAAGCAACUCUAGUUACGCACACGUGUGCUGCCAUUAAAAAGCUUCGUUCUUAUAAAAAAGGACAUUGAAAAAAAGCAAAAGUAAUCAGCUGUCCCCAUUACAAUACCUGUAAUUCUCUGUCUAUUCCACGUUGUUUCCCUAGGCACCGUCUUCAAUAACCAUGGUUAUUGCUAGGACGUUAAACUCCAAACAAAUACUUUAUUUAUCGUUUGAUAAUUUAUUUAAGCCAUGAACUGAUGCAAUGUUGAAAAGGGUUCAUAUGAUACCUUUGUUAAUAAUGUUUUUUUUAUGAUAUGAGAUGUAUUUAAAUGUUAUUUGAGUAAGCUGAUGAUAUACGGAGAAUAUAUUCAUGUUUUCUAUUUAACGUAUACUAACAUGUAAUAUAACCUAAUAUUCCAGAUUAGAAUAUAUUUUGAUGUCACAAUGGAUAUAUAGAUAUUUAGGCAUAAUGGCGGAAAUUAAUAGUUCUGAAGUGACAGUGGAAACGUGUUUUUCGUAAUAUUCUCAAAACCUCAUAAUCAUAUGAUAAAAAGAACCUUGAAUUAUUUCAUUUAAUUUGAAAUUUAUCAAAAUUACUAUUUUACGCAAUCAUCAUAAAGAAGAAAUACAUAGUGUUUUUUGAAAGAGCUACAUGACUAAAAUCUGAAACAUUAAUUUACAACAACACUAUAAUCUUGUUUAAAAAAUAUAUUGUAAAGUGUUAUUGGGAAAAGGACUAAUAUCAGUUGGGUAACUUGUGCUUAAUCCUUUUGUAUAUUUGAUGCAAUUAAAAAAGAGUUUAAAACCAAAAAUUAAAACAUUAUUAACUGUUGGAGGGUUUUGUGAUUAGUAUUCAAAUAACGUUAGCAAAAUAAUAGUCCAAAUGUCACUUCCUCAUAGUUCUUAAGAUCAGUUUUAUUUAUUUUAAAACAAUGUUGAAACAUGUUUUUUUUUUUUUUUUUUUUAUAAUCACUCUUGUUGGCCCGGAUGUCAGAGCGCGGGAGGAAACCGGAGUAUCCGGAGGAUACCCACGUGGUCGGUUGGAUGAACUCAUACUUUUUCACGUCUAAUCGGGAAAUCGAAUCCAGGUUGUCUUGGUGAAAAGCCAGUGCGGUUUUCACUGUGCCACCCGACCAUCAUAGUUUUAAUAGUUUAACAUAGUAGCAUUCUAAUUUGUUUUGCUAAUCACGUUGUAUAGUGUAUCGGUCAACAUGUAUAACAUGUUUCUUUAUAAAAGGUUGUUUGUUUGCUAUUAUUUACAUUUGAAAUAAAAUAUUCAGACCGUUA